Molecule: messenger RNA, 677 nt
Organism: Rhizophagus irregularis DAOM 181602=DAOM 197198
Lineage: Eukaryota; Fungi; Glomeromycota; Glomeromycetes; Glomerales; Glomeraceae
Molecular function (GO): protein binding
Source: RefSeq, a predicted model, not a curated record
UAUUAACGUUAAUAUUGGAAAAUAUUUAUUAUCAUUAUUCUAUUACAAAGAUAUUAUUUUAAAUAAAAUUGACACAAUCAACUUGAGUGAAUUUAUUGUUGAAUAUUUAAGAUCUGCUAAAAAAGGGGAUCUAAUAGCUCAAUAUAAUUUAGGAAAUUGUUAUCAAUAUGGUCAUGGAGUAGCGCAAGAUUAUAAGAAAGCAUUUAAAUGGUAUUCUUAUUCAGCUAAUAAUGGACAUGCUAAAAGUCAAAAUAAAUUAGGAGAACUCUAUUAUCAUGGAAGAGGAAUAUACCAAGAUUUUAAGAAAGCGUUUGAAUGGUAUUCUAAAUCAGCUAAUAACGGAUGUGCUGAAGGUCAAAAUAAUUUAGGAAAGUGCUAUUGUCAUGGAACAGGAAUAAAGCAAGAUUAUAAGAAAGCAUUUAAAUGGUAUUCUAAAUCAGCUAACAAUGGAUUUGUUGAAGGUCAAACUAAUUUGGGAAAGUGUUAUUACCAUGGAAGGGGAAUAAAAAAAGAUUAUAAGAAAGCAUUCAAAUGGUAUUCUAAAUCAGCUAAUAAAGGAUGUGCUAAAGGUCAAUAUAAUUUGGGUCUUUGUUAUGAGAACGGAAUUGGAACUGAUAAAGAUAAAAAGAAGGCAUUUGAGUGGUAUUUAAAAUCAGCUAAUAAUGGGUAUGCUUUGU